ACAAAGACACACACACACACACUGUUCACUGACUGAAACGAGGUUCCCUUCUUGCCGGGAAACAAAUCUGAAUUAGUGAUAUAGGCGGAUCAUAGACUGUGACAAAUGGCAGGAUGCCUCCUUCAGGUCCAUGAGCAUCUUUGUUUUCUCCACCUACAGCACAGGUCAAAGGUCAUACCCAAAAUCUGAGCUGCAGAAUCUGACCUUCACAUAUCUCACACAUUUACAUGAAACAACUUCUGAACUUCAGCAGCUUCCUUGUGCAUAUGAGAGCUAUGCCUUUAGCAGUGUGGAGUGUGAAUUUUCUGAAUGACAAAAGUGAACCGUGUCCUCCUAUCUGAUGAAGUUCAGAAGCAUGAAUCCAUACACAGCAGUGAAGGUGGACCCAGAAAGUGAUUACAUCACACCAGGAACAUUGGACCUGGAGCAGCUCUUCUGGACCGGUACCACAGCUCAAUAUGCACACGUCAAUCAGGUGUGGCCACGUAUCUACAUUGGUGACGAGAAAACAGCUCUGGAGCUCACCGAGCUGAAGGAUCUGGGCAUCACUCACGUCCUAAAUGCAGCAGAGGGAAAGUGGAAUAAUGUGUUCACUGGUGCUAAUUACUACAGCAGCAUGAACAUCCAGUACUACGGUGUAGAGGCUGAUGACAAACCCACAUUCCUCAUCUCACAGUACUUCUUCCCUGCAGCAGAAUUCAUCCACGAGGCCCUCAGCCACCCACAGAGUAAGGUGCUGGUGCACUGUGUGAUGGGUCGCAGCAGGUCAGCAACUCUGGUCUUGGCAUACCUGAUGACGAAACACGGUUUAACGGUAGUGGAUGCUAUUGAGCAUGUGAGGCAGCGUCGCUGCAUCCUGCCUAAUCAUGGCUUCCUAAGGCAACUCAGAGCACUGGACAUUUCAUUGCAUGAGGAAAUUUAUAGAGGGAAACAAAAGACAAAUGACCAAUAACUCAGAUAAAGCCAUACGGUUACCCUGUUGUGCACAUAUAUGCAUACAUUUUCAUAAGCUUAUCUGGGUCGGGUUGCGGUACGCUCCACGGGGCACCCCAAGGAGUGAAGUUGAGCACCUUCUCCAAAUCCACAAAAACAUAUGUAGAUUGGUCGUGCAAACUCCAGGA
Molecule: messenger RNA, 1121 nt
Organism: Nothobranchius furzeri (turquoise killifish)
Lineage: Eukaryota; Metazoa; Chordata; Actinopteri; Cyprinodontiformes; Nothobranchiidae
Product: dual specificity phosphatase 29
Biological process (GO): protein dephosphorylation; negative regulation of MAPK cascade
Cellular component (GO): cytoplasm
Molecular function (GO): protein tyrosine/serine/threonine phosphatase activity; MAP kinase phosphatase activity
Source: RefSeq, a predicted model, not a curated record